CAGCAAUACAUCUCGGACUCAUUACCGGUGAUUGUUGGCUUGUGGAUGUGAUUCCUGCCGCCCUCAUGUUCUGUUUUAUUUCCUUUUAUUGGCUUCGUUAUUGGUAUUGGCUUUUUUUUUUUCUUUUCUUUUCGAAGCCCCUCUCGCCGCCGCUCAGAGAAAAAAAGGAGAGGACCAAAGUCAAGGACGACCCGAAAAGAGGGGUGCUACGAUGUAUGUACGUAGGCAGGUAUGCAGCUGUGUAUGCGUAUUAUCUGCUUCCUCCGAGCUGGCACGCCUAUUCGCCGUGUAAGAGACAUGGCGGCCAAAAGGACACGAGGUCUAACAACCCUACCGUACGCCUAGGUCGUCACCUUGGGAUCGGAGCGUCAUGGGGCAUGAUGGUGUUGAGUGGACGCGGUAGAUAGGCAUGUUGUGUGUAUAGUACCUAGGUAUCUACUCAUACGUAGGCAGGUAACAGGCCUGCCCCAGACCGGGAGGCAACGGAUGGGUGAUGUACGGUACGUACCUGAGGCAGGCCUGUACUUAGGCUACGUACCUGUACCUCUAGCAACACCCCCUGGCCCCCUUGCUCGACGUUAGACGCUUGGCGGCGUUAAAUGUAUCCAGGUAUCUUGUAUCCAUGUAUCCCGUACCGUCUUGCCUUCCCCCACCCCUGUCCUUAUCCUCAUUUUUGGGGAGCUGUUUGGGUUGUGGACUGGAUGGUGUAGGUACCUUCGUACCGCGAGCCAGGGAAAAAAAUGCCACACCAGGGCACGGAACUAAGGGUACCUACAGCGUUAGCGCAUGUACUGGGAGUUCACUG
Durotheca rogersii is the source of this 805-nucleotide messenger RNA. RefSeq lists its product as uncharacterized. The transcript has a single exon. The record is from RefSeq and is a predicted model, not a curated record. NCBI's taxonomy places the organism in Eukaryota, Fungi, Ascomycota, Sordariomycetes, Xylariales, Xylariaceae. The annotation marks the transcript as partial.